This is a messenger RNA of Brassica oleracea var. oleracea, 1135 nucleotides long. RefSeq names its product cytochrome b-c1 complex subunit Rieske-4, mitochondrial-like. Gene Ontology annotation, cellular component: membrane. Gene Ontology annotation, biological process: mitochondrial electron transport, ubiquinol to cytochrome c. Gene Ontology annotation, molecular function: 2 iron, 2 sulfur cluster binding; quinol-cytochrome-c reductase activity. The transcript has 2 exons. The record is from RefSeq and is a predicted model, not a curated record. Bases 64 to 879 code for a protein of 271 amino acids. NCBI's taxonomy places the organism in Eukaryota, Viridiplantae, Streptophyta, Magnoliopsida, Brassicales, Brassicaceae.
AAAGGUGUCAUUUUUUUUUUAUUCCAGUCCUAACCUCACCUUACCCUAUUGAGAGAAGAGAAGAUGCUGCGAGUUGCAGGGAGGAGGCUUCUGUCUCUUCAGCAGAGAUCUUCAACUGCUACCUCCUUCGUCCUUUCCCGAGAUCACUCCAUCUCCAAAGAAGGCGGCGAGGAUGACUCCACCAUAUCUGCAGAUCUUUCGUGUUUCAGUUCUUACCACCGGAGUCUUUUGAGAGGUUUCUCUUCUCAUGUCAUUACUCAAGGAAACGAGAUAGGUUUUACUUCGGAAGUCCCAGCCACCGUUGAGGCUGUCAAGACACCUAACUCGAAGAUUGUGUACGAUGACCACAACCAUGAGCGUUACCCUCCUGGUGACCCUAGCAAGCGUGCCUUCGCUUACUUCGUCUUGUCCGGCGGGAGGUUUGUCUACGCCUCUGUUCUCCGCCUUCUAGUCCUGAAACUCAUUGUCAGCAUGUCCGCGAGUAAAGAUGUCCUUGCACUUGCAUCCCUCGAGGUCGACCUCGGUAGCAUCGAGCCGGGAACUACCGUUACAGUGAAGUGGCGUGGAAAGCCAGUGUUCAUUAGGAGAAGAACAGAAGACGACAUCAAGCUGGCCAACAGUGUGGAUCUUGGAUCUCUGAGGGACCCGCAAGAGGACUCGGUGAGGGUGAAGAAUCCAGAGUGGUUGGUGGUGGUUGGAGUCUGCACUCAUUUGGGGUGCAUCCCUUUGCCUAAUGCUGGUGACUAUGGUGGCUGGUUUUGUCCAUGUCAUGGAUCACAUUAUGAUAUCUCGGGAAGGAUCAGGAAAGGUCCUGCACCGUACAACUUGGAAGUACCAACCUACAGCUUCUUGGAAGAGAAUAAGUUACUCAUUGGUUGAUGAAUAAAAAAGCACAGCAGACAGUGUCUCUGUCUCAAAGAUCCUCAUAUGUUUUUUGUUUUUCUUUCAUAUAUACUUUCCGGCUACAAUUUUAGCGUGCAAGUUCGCGUUCCUCACACUUUGGUUUUCUCAGCAAGUAAAAGAUUGGUUUGGGUUUGCUGAAUAAUACAAACUUGUCAUUGUAUGACUCAUCUCAUCUGGUGAAAUAACACUCUUCAUAGUUUGCAAACAAUUUUGAAUAGUUUAAAUUGAUUUU